This is a messenger RNA of Nezara viridula (southern green stink bug), 2149 nucleotides long. NCBI's taxonomy places the organism in Eukaryota, Metazoa, Arthropoda, Insecta, Hemiptera, Pentatomidae. The record is from the annotation of a GenBank genome assembly.
AUGGAUCACGAAGAAGAUGAUCCAUCAGGAGUUGGAAAGGCGGAAGAAUCCCAGGACACUUGUACUCGCCGAUGGUCGGCCUACCUGCAAGCGGACAAAGGACCCGGGACGUCUCGGCGAGGAAGGGAUGAUACCGCAUUAAAAACUCAGACAAACGUAGAGCCGAGGGAUGGUCGGAAAAAUUCCGGUUCAGCAUUGACGCUAGAGAAAAAUUCCUGUCCUUCCUGGGACGAUGGCUUUAGCCAUAAGCAAUCAACUCACCAUUAGCUAACACAAAAGGGGAAUGGAUUUCCUUAAAGAGACUGGAUACCUCCUGGCAUGCCUUACUUUAUUAUCCACUAAAUCUUAUAGAAUAUACACAUUAAACUUCUAAUUUAUGCCGUCAACUGACCGACUUGGUCCUCCUCUUUAUGCAGCCUUUACGUCACAGACCUAAUGGAGAAGUCAGAGAGAGUAUAAACGCACUGGCUAGUGGAUCCAAAUAUUCAGAUCCUCCGGUCGGUAGUAAGUAAGCUAGGAAAGAUGACGGCGAUAAAAAUUCUUCGACAUUAAUUUUACAACUUCGUGGGAGUGCGAAAAUGGCAAUAAAAUCAGCAUCGUGGAAUGUAAGGGGGUCAAGGGGGUCGACUUUAUGAUCUGCAAAAAUACAAGUCAUUUGGGCUGACCCUCUGGAUUUCUCUCCAGACUAGCUUUAAGAAGGACGAAUAUUUAUUUGAUUAUAGCAUUUGAAACCUCGUUAACAUGAUAUCAAGUUCACAUUAACAGAGUUACCCCAUAUUAAAAAAAAACAAGUAAAAUUAUAUCAAGGCUUACGGCAAGGCCCGAGAAGUAAAUAUUUCAUUUGAAGUUUAUUGGGCAACAACGAAUUUCAAAUUGUUGACUAAUGUUGUACGUGGAGUGCUCUGGCAAAGACAGCUGUAGGUGCAUUAUAUAACGACAAUUUGAUAAGAUACCGAAUGUUUCGUGUCAUCCCGAGAGUCAUCGACUUUUAAAGACGUCAUUAUAAUGGCAGUUUUGUCGCAAUAAGGUGCAACUCUAGUGAAUAAAUAACCAAAACUUAGCGGAUAGUGUUGCCUAAAAGGAACAAACAUAGUAUCAGUAAGUUAAUGAAUACCGCACACGACUACUCUAAAAAAGAAAUGGAAACUGGACGAUAAUCUAGUAACGAACUAGAAUUGGAUUGCCUUUAACUAUUUGGAGAUGUGCUCUAAAAAAUAUGAUCCACCUGCUACUUUUUUGAGCCAUCAAUCUUCAAUCUUCGAUAUACUUCCAUGAUGUUAGUUUAUUGUAUAAAUUGUCCUUUGAAAAUAUAUUGUAACUAAUCAUCAUAUUAUUUAUAAUCACAUAAGUGCAUAUGUAUAUGUAUAUUUAUAUAAGGGAAUUCUCGGAAAAUUUCGAUGAUCUAGUCUGGAGUGCCCAUCCCCCAAAGAUCUCAAUUGCUCAUCUUUUCUUAAAAACAGAGGAAGCUAAGGUAGAAUUAGAAAAUUCGUAAUCAUAUACAAUUAGACUUGCUACGGUCUGUUCCAUGUUUCUCUCUUGUCCCUUAGUCCGAAAAUUCAUAAUCCCAUCGAAAUGUGUGCCCCUAAAAAAUUCAAAAGUCCAUCGAAGUAUGUUCACCUCAAAAAUGUUGAUGGCUCACCUUGCACCAUAGAGCCCUCUUUUGGGCACCGCUGGAUCUAGUACUUAACAAUUGGUAUGAAUUUUUACCUGAGGACGAAAACUGAAUAUCGACUCAUAUUUCGGAUGAAAACAUUUAACAAAUUAGUUUAAGUUACUGCAAGUAAUAAGUCAUAAAAGUUUUAAAUAGUGUCAAUAAAAUAAAUCUAACUAAAACUAAAAAAAAAAAAAUCUCAUGUGAUCAAAUGUUGAUUUAAUGCGUUACCAGCAGUUAGUGAAUAUAACAUAUUUAUAUCUUAAAUGUAUAUUUAUUGAAAAUAUUUCACCAAUAUAUAAUAUGCUUACCAUGAAUAUCGGAACUAGAACAAAAAGCGACUCUUAAUAAUUCUUCCUUAAGAUACAUAGUCAAAAUCUUGCUCACCUGAAAAAAAAAAAUAAUGAUUAGAUUAAUAUGGUAUAAAUAAUAAAUAUGUAAAUAUACAUUUAAGUUGAGAAUUAAAUCGCAACAGACGUUGACUGAAUCAAUUUAUUA